Molecule: messenger RNA, 2565 nt
Organism: Acytostelium subglobosum LB1
Lineage: Eukaryota; Evosea; Eumycetozoa; Acytosteliales; Acytosteliaceae
Exons: 3
Coding region: 1-2565 (854 amino acids)
Source: RefSeq, a predicted model, not a curated record
AUGGUCAACAUGUCCAUGUCAAUAGUGUUACUACUAUUCCUUUGUAGUAGUAGUCUAAUUAAUGCUCAAUUCGCGAUCAGUAACACUGAUACAGAUAUAAUAUUAACUGGAUCAGAGGCACCGAAUGUUAGGAAUAUAUCAUUCACAGACAGUAAGAAUAAUAAGGUGUUUUUGACUGGUACAUUGUCAGAUGAUUCAACAAAGUGGACAGCAACAUUCGGUUCAUACUCUGAUUAUUCAACUGUGGCCGUCACUAUAUGUAAGGUUGCCAAGUGUAUCCUACAGCAGUGGACACCAGCAGGAGUCAUCACAUCUGUGAACUCAAUACCAACAUCUGGAGGCGAUAUUACAUUCAGUGGAAAGUUCUUCUUUGCUGCUGAUGAUGGACUGUCGCCACAGUUCACCCUUGGUGGCAACAAUGUACCAAUUGGUUCCAACCCCAUGACCAUCGAUCCAGCAGGUCGCUUCAUCACAUUCGCCAUGCAGGACUCAUACUCUGGAAUCAAUCUCGAUGUCAGCAUCCUGAUCAGUGGCAACAAGUUACAAAACUCACCAUCCUACAAUGGAAAGUUCAGCUACACAGCUCCAUCAAUUUCAAAUGUUAGCCUUGUUAGCAAUGUGUAUAUUGUUGAUGGCGCUAGCUUUGGAAAGGUAUUCAACAAGGUAUCAGCUUACCUCAAUGGUGUCCAAGUUGGAGUUGAUAUUACUGGAACAUUGAAUCAUACCAAUCUCAAGAUCCCACUGACCAACGCAAUGAUGUGUCCCGGUCCCCAGACAUUCCAUCUGAUCGUGGACAGUGCCGUCCAGGUAACCAACUACACUCGCAACCUUGUACCAAUAAUCAACUUGGUAUCAUCAGUACCAUCAGCUGGAGGAGUACUAACAGUGUCUGGUAACUACCUGUCUUUGACCAACAUCGAUGGUUCGUCCGCAACCGCGUCAGUGGAUGUGGGUGGCAUAGCAUGUACAGAGCCAUCCAACCCAGCUGGCGACAUUGGCCAGAUCGCCUGUAACAUGCCUGCGGGAUCAGGUACCAACAAACUUGUCCGCGUGACCAUCAACAACAUCAACUCGCAAGAGGUUGUCAAGUUCUCGUACGGCGCACCACAGAUCAACAAGGUCCAGCAAGACGGUCCAGUGAUCACACUGACCGGAUACAGUUUUGGUGACAUCACAACAUUGGUUGUGUUUGGCGAUGGCACCAAGGCUUCGCCAAGCUUUGUCGAUGCUAAUGGCCAGACGCUCGUGUUCACUACGCCCAACACCACAAGGAAUGGCAAGAUGUACAUCCAGGUGGGCAACCAACAGUCACCAACAGUGAGCCUGAAGUUGACCCCCAUCUUCCACAGCGUCACGAUGUCGCCCACCAACGGUAGCACCAUCGCCAUGCACGGCCAGUUCCUCUCGACGUUUGACAGCCUCAACAACGCGUUGCCCAUCAACAUCAACAUCUCCAAGCUUGUCUGCAUUACCCCGAGGAACCUGGACAACGACUACACCGUACUCUACUGUGAUAUCCAGGCGGGAGCUGGUGCCAACUACCCUGCUGCGAUAACCAUCGAUGGCCGCACGACCAAGGAGGCCGUCAACUUCUCGUACAUUGCACCCAACAUCACAGACUACUCGCAGGUGGGCACCUUUGCCUACUUCACCGGCACCAACUUGGGCCCAUCUCAGGCCAGCCUCCAGGUGAAGUUUGGCGGCGCCAAGUACAAGGCGCUGACACUGAGCAACAACAGUAACAUCACGAUCGAGUACAACGAAGAGACGCAGGUCGGUCCGUACAACGUGUCGUUUGUCGUGGGCAACCAGGAGACCGCGCCCCUCAGCAUCACCAUCGCGCCCUCCAUCGUCUCGAUCUCGAGCGUGCCAACGAGCGGCGGCGUCGCGCAGAUCAGAGGUGGCAUGCUCUACUUCCAUCGCACAAAUGAGCAAGGCAAUGUGACCACGCUGCCCAGCAACAUCACCAUUGGCACAUUCACAUGCAUCGAGUGGGACUCUGUCAAUGGCUCGGUCAUCAACUGCAAGAUCCCACCCGGUGUUGGCACCAACUAUCUUGUCUCCAUCUCGAUCGACAACAUCUCCACCCCAGCAUCCAAUGCUCCAGUCUACUUUAACUACUUGCCACCAGUAAUUGAGGACGUGCCAUUGAGAUGCACGCAAGACGGUGGUCCAGUGUCGAUCACUGGAUACUCUUUCGGACUGCCAUUGUCCGUGUCGAUUGGAGGUGUUGAUUGCUCGUCUCCAGAGCUAUCCAGUGACAACCUGACGAUAACAUGUACGAUGCCGGCAUGGGAUUUCUCCAAGAGUGAUGUGCCCGAUGGUGUAUUGGACGUGGCUGUCACCGUGGACACGCAGACGACCACCAAGAACAUAUUCUCGUAUGACCUAGUAGCACUUAGAGACAAACAGGCAACUGAUGCAAGGAAUGCCCGACUGAAAUGGUUAAUACCAGCCAUCGUCGUUCCAACCGUCGUUGUAAUAGUCGUAGGCAGUGUUGUAGCAUCAAUCUUUAUCAAAAAGCACAUGAAGGAGAAGGAGUUGAGGAAGAUGUUUAAGAAAUAA